CCUGCUUCAUUCCCUACCUUUCAAAUGCGUACAUAAACAACGUGCGGUGAUGCAGAUUCUUAAAUGCAUGAUUGCUCUGAUAAUCUACUCAUUUUUCAUUCACACAUGCUUCGUUUCAGGGGACCCAACAGAGGAUUUCAAGAUUGAGAGGUUGCCAGGGCAACCCUAUUUCACGUUUCAACAGUAUGCCGGCUAUGUCUACGUCGAUAAUGCAAAAACGAGGGCUCUUUUCUUCUAUUUUGUUGAAGCAGAAACUCAGCCCGAAUCAAGGCCACUUGUUCUUUGGCUUAAUGGAGGUCCUGGUUGUUCAGCUGUUGGUUCUGGAGUAUUUAUUGAGCAUGGCCCCUUUAGGCCAAAGGGAGAUAUUCUGAUCAAGAAUGAGUAUAGCUGGAAUAAAGUGGCCAAUGUGUUGUACCUGGACGCACCAGCUGGAGUUGGUUUCUCUUAUUCAACCAACAAGUCUUACUACACCUUGGUGAAUGAUCACAUGACUGCCCAAGACUCUCUUGAAUUCCUGAACGGCUGGUUUACCAUAUUCAACAAGUACAAGGAACAUGAUUUCUACAUUGGUGGAGUGAGCUAUGGAGGUCACUUUGUCACACAACUUGCGAACCUUGUUGUUGAGAAGAAACCUUCUUAUAAACUGAAGGGGAUAGCUCUCGGUAGUCCUCUUCUGGACUUCAGUACUGACUUGAAUGCACGGGAUGAGUUCUACUGGUCUCAUGGAUUGAUUUCAGACAAUGUUUACCAUCUUCACCUGACUGUUUGUAACAGUUCUCAGAACUUCAGGGAGUCGAUGAUUACAGGCAAUAUUUCUAAUGCGUGUAAUACUACUAGUAUCCUUUCUCUCGAACAAGUUGGUGCUUCUACUAAUCUAGGUGAUGUCAAUGGUGAUAUCUGUUUAUCAUCUGGUACAUCACAGUCGCAGACAGACAGCUCUAUAAAUCCUCAGAAAUUUGGAACAUACGUAGACGUCUGUGCAGACGAGACUACAACCAAGUACUUGAACAGGGAAGAUGUGAAGAAAGCUCUUCAUGCAAAACUUGUUGGAGUCAACUCUUGGGAACUAUGCAGCGGAGUCUUGAGAUAUGAUUACAGAGACCUUGAGACACCAAUGCGUGGUAUCUUGAGCUCCUUGAUUGAGUCUGGCCAUAGGGUCCUUGUUUACAGCGGAGAUCAAGAUGCAGUUGUACCAUUCCUUGGCACUCGAACUCUGCUAAAUGAAAUAGCAAAGGAAUUAAAACUGAAUGUAACUACUCCUUAUCGAACUUGGUUUGAGGGAAGACAAGUUGCUGGAUGGACUCAAUCUUAUGCUGAUGGUAGGCUAACCUUUGCUACUAUCAGAGGAGGAGAUCACCAAGCUCCCUAUAAUCAACCAGCAAGAUCCUUUACACUGUUUGAGGCAUACCUUGCCGGGAGACCACCACCGACACGGUGACUGAUUAUUGCAUGCUUAUUUCAAUAAAUAUUAUGUGAUUCAGUCCUACCGUUUUGAAGUAUUCUGUAUGUAUUGGCAUCAAUUGAGAAUGUAAAAGCAUUUGCCAUUCCAAAUAAUUAUAGGUUUGGUUGUAUAUGUAAAAAUAAAAUUGUGUAAUGUGGUUGUGGUCGUAUAUGAGUGAAUAAAAGAGCAGAGCUUUUAACAUCUGAGUCUUGAACAAUUAUUUUGAUUGUAUUUCUUCAAACUAUUGCAGGUGACCUCCGAUUACAAAUUUA
Tripterygium wilfordii is the source of this 1713-nucleotide messenger RNA. Its product is annotated as serine carboxypeptidase-like 45. Gene Ontology annotation, biological process: proteolysis. Bases 50 to 1438 code for a protein of 462 amino acids. The record is from RefSeq and is a predicted model, not a curated record. NCBI's taxonomy places the organism in Eukaryota, Viridiplantae, Streptophyta, Magnoliopsida, Celastrales, Celastraceae. The transcript is spliced from 8 exons. Gene Ontology annotation, cellular component: vacuole. Gene Ontology annotation, molecular function: serine-type carboxypeptidase activity.